GGAAGUGGUGUCGUUUGGGGUUGGCUCGUCGACUUCCCACUGGCACUGACACGCAUUCACCGGUCUUCCCGGCGGCAGCCUCGUCUCUUUCUCACGUCUGAAGCUCGUUAUUCGGGUUUUCGUGUCCGGUUUAUGAUUGUCCGCUUACUGAGUGGUUUGUCUACGAGGGCGCCGAGUGUUUUGUACCGGGUCGCGUUGAUGAUGAAGCCGCAGGUUGUGUUCGUGCUGGGCGGGCCUGGCGCCGGGAAGGGGACCCAGUGCUCCAAAAUCGUGGAGAGUUACAGCUACACCCAUUUGUCAGCUGGGGACUUGCUGAGGGCAGAGCGAGCUCGAGACGGCUCAGAGUUUGGCCAGCUCAUAGACAACUGCAUCAAAGAGGGAAAAAUUGUCCCCGUAGAAAUCACCAUUAACUUACUUAGGAAGGCUAUGGAAGAGACAAUGCAGACAGAUGAGAAAAACUUUCGCUUCCUUAUAGACGGUUUCCCCCGAAACGAGGACAACCUCCAGGGGUGGAACACUGUCAUGGACGGGAAAGCAGAUGUUAAAUUUGUGCUUUUCUUUGACUGCAGCAACGAGGUUUGCAUCAACAGAUGUCUAGAAAGAGGGAAGAGCAGCGGCCGCACGGAUGACAACAGAGAAAGCCUGGAGAAAAGGAUCCAAACCUACCUGCAGUCCACACGACCAAUCAUUGACCAGUAUGCCAAACAGGGCAAGGUGCGCACCAUAGAUGCCUCUCGUUGUGUGGAUGAGGUGUUCGCUGAUGUGAAAGCCAUCAUAGACAAAGAGGACUGACCUCCAUCCUUCAGUGUUCAAUAUUCAGUUACCUUUUAGUUUUCUUUUUAUCAACUGCAGUUACACUAUAUGAUGUUUAUCUGUUCAUUCAUAUGACUUUUUAUUUUGUCUUUUGUUUUGUCUCUUUUGUAAAUGCCACGUUGCUUAUUUGACACCGUGUGUUUGGUAUACAUGGGCGUGGAUGUGAAGUAGGGAUGGGCGGCAGCAGCUCGUCUGCACUGCCGGAUCUUUGAUCAUAGUUUGAGGUCUUUGCAUAGGAUCAAGUAGUAUUGCUAGCUUGGGGGUGGGGAGGCAUUAUCGUUGUCAAACAAAGACACUUGCAGCGCUGCAAGUCACAAAAAUGGUUUAUAUCACUACAACAUGUUGUCUAGUCUUCAGACUAGUGUGUCACUGGUAGCAGCAUCUCCAGAGCAGUUGUAAUGCUUGUCACAGACCAAAUGCUUGUUUGCACCCGGGGCAGAUCAAGAUAAUGUUGGGCUGGGCUGACGGCGGGAUCCAUCAUGUGUCACAGUUUUAAUGAGUGGCAAAUAGCCUCUGCAUGGUGUACAAAUAAAACGCAUCGAACAAGUGUCUCAAGUUUUAUGAGCAAUGGGAAAAAGAGGACCAGGGUGACAGGCAGACCCAGUUUCCUUGGAGGAAAAGACUUGAAGUUAGCCAUAAGUGAGUUUGCACUUCCAAAGUAUGAAAGGGGGCACGGCCAGACUGAUGCACUUAACGCACCGCUCCCCUCAGUCAGGGUCUUUUUGGUGUCAUGUAGGAUUGUCCGAUAGGAAGUCUGUACAGGAGAUGGAUCAUUUUUCCAUGACCACUCGGCUCUCUGUGUUAAAGUGGUGCACCAUAAGAUCACCUCUUUGUACUGCAUCGCAGUGAUGACGUCCAUGAUUAGUCAUGGAUAACAAACAUGAAAGAGAAAAAAGGGACGCUUUAUUAAAUCUCAUACUGUUCAUGUGAACCAGGGGGAGGGGAAUAAACCUGAAAAAUGAA
Molecule: messenger RNA, 1776 nt
Organism: Myripristis murdjan (pinecone soldierfish)
Lineage: Eukaryota; Metazoa; Chordata; Actinopteri; Holocentriformes; Holocentridae
Gene: cmpk1
Product: cytidylate kinase
Exons: 6
Coding region: 133-792 (219 amino acids)
Biological process (GO): 'de novo' pyrimidine nucleobase biosynthetic process; pyrimidine nucleotide biosynthetic process
Molecular function (GO): ATP binding
Source: RefSeq, a predicted model, not a curated record